AUGCCCAACACACCAGCAAAGUUGAGAGCUCCCCCGCCCACCACCAAGGGCACCGCAACCUUGUGCAGCAUCCUGGACACCCUGCCCGCGGUGAACGCCACCUGCGCCCUCCUUUCCCUCCUCGCCGUUGUGAGCUACGAGCCAGGAGACCUGAGACCCCUGGGCUACUACCCUGAGGAGCACUUCACUGAGGCAGAGCCCAAGCGGCUUAUUGCAGCCUUCCAGGCACGUCUGGAGGAGAUCUCCAAGGAAAUCCAGCAGAGGAACAAGUCACUGCCCAUUAGCUACCCCUACCUGGACCCCGUGGAGGUUCAGAACAGCGUGUCCAUAUAA
Molecule: messenger RNA, 333 nt
Organism: Chrysemys picta bellii (western painted turtle)
Lineage: Eukaryota; Metazoa; Chordata; Testudines; Emydidae
Source: RefSeq, a predicted model, not a curated record